AUAGCUUGUAAAUUGGCUGAGGCUACUGUCUGUUCACUCAGAGCGUGUUUAGCCAAUUCCAUUAGUGGAAUCGGAUUUAUCCUGUAGUCCAACUGUUCAUGGUUCAUUGUUGGGCCUGUUGGUUCCGCUAUUCCAGGACGAGAUUUAGUUAGCUCGGCUAAAGUUGACGGCUGUUUAGUGGGGGGUUUUCUCUUUUUUUUUUUUUUUUUAAGCAAAUUCUGGAGAAUCCGUGAAACGCUAAGAGGAACCACUCCCGAAAUGUCUUCGGACGAAGACAGGGCCAAGGAGAUACUAAAGGGUUUUAAAUUAAACUGGAUGAAUCUCCGCGAUGCAGAGACGGGGAAGGUGCUGUGGCAAGGAACAGAGGAUCUGUCUGUACCAGGGGUAGAACAUGAAGCUCGUGUCCCAAAGAAGAUCCUGAAAUGUAAAGCUGUUUCCAGAGAGCUGAACUUCUCUUCCACUGAGCAGCUGGAGAAGUUUCGGUUGGAGCAAAAGGUUUUCUUCAAAGGACAGUGUCUAGAAGAAUGGUUCUUUGAAUUUGGUUUCGUCAUCCCAAACUCCACCAACACAUGGCAGUCUCUGAUAGAAGCAGCUCCUGAGUCCCAGAUGAUGCCAGCCAAUGUCUUAACUGGUAAUGUGAUCAUAGAGACAAAGUUCUACGACAAUGAUCUUCACGUGAGUACUUCCAGGGUUCGGCUUUUCUACAUCUGACAUCUGAGCCUUGACCUCUGACCUUCCAACCUGCUGAUGUCCUGCCAAGAUCCAGAAAUAAACCAUGGAAGUUAGCUACAGUCUGUGGCCGUCACCUGUUAUACAGUCAUGGAUCAGCAUGUUUAGGCUGAGCCCUCUGUGCUGCCACCAUCACUUCAGUGAACUUUGUGUUUUGUUCCAUUUUCUUUUUGGAGAAGAGAAAUUAAGAAGAAAAAAAAUCCCUGAUUCUGAAUUACGUCUCUAUGUUGUUCCUUCUAAUCCUUUGCUUGAUCUGCAGGACCACUAAUUCAGGUCAAGCUAUGAAUAAAAAUGAGCAUUUGCUCAGGAACACAGUGACAGACAUCUGCCUUUAUAUUGAAGAGAAAGUCAGAGAAAAUGCUCAUAAUGUUUUCUAGUUCUAGUUUAAAGCUGACAUGCACUCCAUUAAAAUUAGCCUAAACUAUGAAAGAUAAGCCAAGAUGAGUUCAGUUCUUGGAUUACAUUUUAAACACACACACAUACACAAUGUACUACACAACUCAUUAUAAGACACACAUUCUCAUUUUUCUUAAAGCUGUCCUCCAUUACCUCCAGAAGAGGGCAACAGCUCUUAUGUUUCCAUGUUGUGUUGACUAGAACUAGUGGCCCUGUACCUGCUUUGCUUUGUUCACCAAACUCUCUCUUGUGAAAUUAGUCACUUCUUAUUUAGCACCUGUUUGUCCACUACUAAAGGGGGGGAGGGGGGUGAAUUGUGUCACUACCCCCCUCUUCCCCUGUGUAUACAUCAAAUCUCUGAGGCGCUGAUAGAGACUGACAGACGGUGAGAUGGCAGUCCUGAUCUGAGCAUCGAAACUGUCUGGAGAACAUCCAGGGGACUGGGCCCAGGUCAGGGUUUGUUCUGAAGAGGACGCCCGUCUCUGGGCUGCCUCUUGAGGGGGGGCAUACUUCUGACAACACUUAUACACUACAAUAGUUGUAGGUUUCAGAGAAAUCAGCUUGUAACACAGUCAAACAUACAAAGCACUGAAUUAUCCGGAUUGUCUCGAGUUAACUUUAAAUACUGUUGAGAUGUUCUUGGAAGGUAGUUUGUGUGACGUUCACCAGCAAACCAAUAGUUUUUUGCAGUUAUUUUGCUCCUUUGCUUUAAUGUCAAAGAUCAACUUGAUUCAGAGGUUAAACUUCUUAAUUUGUCUGAUGUAGAUAAUUCAUCAGCUUGUUUUUGUAUGUAGCUAUGUCUUCUUCCAUCAGAUGGUACCAACUGUUAAUGUCCUGUCUGCAGCCUGGCUCUACAUUCUGAUUUGGACAUUGCAUCAAUUCAUUGUGUUUCUGUUUUUCUUAGCUUUUGGAAGAGCUGUGUAAAAUAGCCGCGUGUUUUAAUAUGACAGGAUUUAUGGAUUAAAGUCAUACAAUGUUGUAAUAACA
Molecule: messenger RNA, 2112 nt
Organism: Xiphophorus couchianus (Monterrey platyfish)
Lineage: Eukaryota; Metazoa; Chordata; Actinopteri; Cyprinodontiformes; Poeciliidae
Gene: pde6d
Product: phosphodiesterase 6D, cGMP-specific, rod, delta
Exons: 5
Coding region: 259-711 (150 amino acids)
Biological process (GO): sensory perception of light stimulus
Cellular component (GO): cytoplasm
Source: RefSeq, a predicted model, not a curated record